AUGGCGGUCACAUCUCCCUUUCAGACGCUCUUCGCCGUGCCCAUGACCUGUGAGGGUUGUGCCAAGGACGUCUCGGGCGCUCUGCAUCGGCUGCCCGGCAUCACCAAGGUCGAGGCGAACGUACUGGACCAGUUAGUGUCAGUGGAAGGAACAGCGGCCCCAUCGGCUAUCGUUGAGGCUAUUCAAGCCACAGGGAGAGAUGCUAUUUUGCGGGGGUCAGGCACCUCAAACAGCGCCGCAGUAAGCAUCCUCGAAACAUAUCACCAUCGGCCCGACACUAUUGAAGUCACUCCCGCCGGUGCAUCCGGCGGCAGCUGGGUCAACGAACGCCUCGUCCGCGGCCUGGUGAGGCUAGUGCAAGUCAGUCCAACCGAAACACUCGUCGACCUGACCAUCCGUGGUGUGCCGCCCGGCACCUAUCACGCCUCAGUGCGUGAGUACGGGAAUCUCAAGGACGGCGCGACGUCGGCGGGGCCGGUCUGGUCUGGAUGGGAUGCUAGCAGUAGCAGUAGCAGCAAUACCACGAGCAAGGACAGUGCACCACGUGGGAUACUCGGCACGGUAGAAGUCGGCCCCAAUGGGUAUGGCAAUGCGUUUCUCAACCGGCCCUUCCAGGUAUGGGAGGUAAUUGGGCACGCGCUAGUUGUUUCGAAGCAUGAGGAACAUGACCGUGCGAAUGCCGCUCCGCUGCAGAACACGGAGGACACGGUAGUCGGCGUGAUUGCGCGAAGCGCCGGGGUGUGGGAUAACGAUAAAACGGUAUGCUCGUGCACGGGUAAGACACUCUGGCAGGAGCGGAAGGAUGAGGUGGGCAAGGGGAUGUUGUGA
Messenger RNA from Dichotomopilus funicola, 828 nucleotides. RefSeq names its product superoxide dismutase 1 copper chaperone. The coding region runs from base 1 to 828 and encodes 275 amino acids. Gene Ontology annotation, cellular component: cytoplasm. The transcript has 4 exons. The record is from RefSeq and is a predicted model, not a curated record. Gene Ontology annotation, molecular function: copper ion binding; superoxide dismutase copper chaperone activity. Gene Ontology annotation, biological process: superoxide metabolic process. Lineage: Eukaryota; Fungi; Ascomycota; Sordariomycetes; Sordariales; Chaetomiaceae.